UGGCAACGCCGCGGGCCCAAGUGACGUGGAAUGUGUCAACUCAACUUGAUUUGAUGCAAAUGCAAUGCUAGAGCGUGUAAACCUGGUCGCCUUUGUGAAACUGCGGGAUCGGAAGCGUAGCUAAAAUGUUGGACUUUGUGGUGAUCUUCACCAAGGGCGGCGUGGUGCUGUGGCACUCGAAUGCGUCCGGCAGCAGCUUCGCCUCCUGCAUAAACAGCCUGAUACGUGGCGUCAUCCUGGAGGAGCGCAACACAGAGGCCAAGUACUUCGAGGAGGACCACCUGGCGGUGCAGUUCAAGCUGGACAACGAACUGGACCUGGUCUACGCGGCCAUUUUCCAGAAGGUGAUCAAACUGAACUACCUCGAUGGCUUCUUAACUGAGAUGCAGUCGGCGUUCAAGGACAAGUACGGCGGCAUUCCGGCCGCGGAGCGUCUGGGCGGCGACUACGACUUCGAUAGGGAGUACCGGCGGGUGCUCAGCGCCGCCGAGGAGGCCUCCGCCAAGCAGGUGAAGGCCCCCAAAGCCAUGCGCUCAUACAAUGAGUCGCAAAAGUCGAAGAAAACAGUGGCCUCGAUGAUUCAGGACGACAAGAAGCCGGCGGAGAAGCGGGUCAACAUACAGGAGAGUCCGUCGCCGCCAUCCAAGUCGUCGGAGGCAGCGGGCGGCGCCUCCAUGGACGACAUCAUCCGGGAGAAUCGUCGCAAGCUGCGCGAGAAGCUCACGCCCACCAAGAAGACCUCGCCGGGCGACCAGAAGCCCAGCAAGGCCGCCGCCACCGAGAAGGCGGGCAAGAAGCCGCGCGUCUGGGAUCUGGGCGGCAGCUCCAAGGACGCCAUCAACCUGGAUCGAUCCAAGGACACGCCCGAGGAUGUGCAGUACCAGAACAUCAACAGCGAGCUGGUGGGCACCAUGCAGGGCGUCAUCCGGGAUUUGGAUGUGGAGAGCGAGGACGAGGCUGACGAGCAGGAUGAGGAGGAGUCCUCCGAGGAGGAGCAGCAGGAGCUGCAGUCGCGGAAAAGCAAACGUGGCGGCCUGCUCUCCUAUUUCAAGGGCAUUGUGGGCGCCAAGACCAUGACGCUGGCCGAUCUGCAGCCGGCGCUGGAGAAGAUGCGUGACCAUUUGAUAUCGAAAAACGUGGCCACGGAGAUUGCCGCCAAGCUGUGCGACUCGGUGGCCACCAGUUUGGAUGGCAAACAGAUGGGCACCUUCGACAGCAUCGCCAGCCAGGUGAAGGAGGCGCUCACCCAGUCGCUGGUGAGGAUUCUCUCGCCCAAGCGGCGCAUCGACAUCAUACGCGACGCCCUGGAGUCCAAGCGCAAUGGCCGCCCGUACACGAUCAUCUUCUGCGGCGUCAAUGGCGUCGGCAAGUCCACCAAUCUGGCCAAGAUCUGCUUUUGGCUGAUCGAGAACGACUUCAACGUCCUGAUCGCCGCCUGCGACACUUUUCGCGCCGGCGCCGUCGAGCAGCUGCGCACCCACACCCGCCAUUUGAAUGCCCUGCAUCCGGCGGCCAAGCACGACGGGCGCACCAUGGUGCAGCUGUACGAGAAGGGCUAUGGCAAGGAUGCCGCGGGCAUUGCGAUGGAGGCCAUCAAGUUUGCCCACGACACACGGGUGGAUGUGGUGCUCGUGGACACCGCCGGAAGGAUGCAGGACAACGAGCCGCUGAUGCGUUCGCUGUCCAAGCUCAUCAAGGUCAACAAUCCCGAUCUGGUGCUCUUCGUGGGCGAGGCGCUGGUGGGCAACGAGGCCGUCGACCAGCUGGUCAAGUUCAACCAGUCGCUGGCCGACUACUCAUCCAACGAGAACCCGCACAUCAUCGACGGCAUCGUGCUGACCAAGUUCGACACCAUCGACGACAAGGUGGGCGCCGCCAUCUCCAUGACCUACAUCACCGGGCAGCCCAUCGUUUUUGUGGGCACGGGACAGACGUACGCCGACCUCAAGGCCAUCAACGUGAACGCCGUGGUCAACUCGCUGAUGAAGUAGUUAUAUCCCUCCCCUUCUCUUUUUAAUGCUCUUUGUUCACAUCUCCAUUUGACCGAAUCAAAUACAGUGCUUUUGUCUA
Molecule: messenger RNA, 2070 nt
Organism: Drosophila takahashii
Lineage: Eukaryota; Metazoa; Arthropoda; Insecta; Diptera; Drosophilidae
Gene: SrpRalpha
Product: signal recognition particle receptor alpha
Biological process (GO): SRP-dependent cotranslational protein targeting to membrane; intracellular protein transport
Cellular component (GO): endoplasmic reticulum membrane; signal recognition particle receptor complex
Molecular function (GO): GTPase activity; ATP hydrolysis activity; GTP binding
Source: RefSeq, a predicted model, not a curated record